AUGUCUCCAACAGGUAACAAGAUUCCCAUUAACUCCUCCAGCCCAGCACACCAUCCAAGCCGCUCCUACAAGGAAGCUAGCACCAGCCGGUGGCAACUACAAGCCCUCUUCCAGUCAUUCUUAGAGAACAGACCUGUCGACACCAUGCUUGCCGUUCAAGAACGACGCCUUCUCGUUUCCUGGGACCUCAAGGCCAUCCAUUACCUGAGGAGAUGCUUGAGGACGUGGAUUCUGGACAAGGUCCCAGGUGUCGCGAUUGGUGCAUUUCUCGUGACUGUCUUGUACGAACAAGACUUUCAUCUAGAUUACCGGCUGACCAUGAUGGUGAGGGACGGACAAACCCAGCUGCACAUCGCUCGUCGCUUGUUGGCAUUCUAUCAAAUCCGAGACGAAGCAGGCGCUCCGAUCUGGGAUAAUGUGACUGUCUAUGACGAAGACGCUCACCCGAAACUACCAGCUACCCAGCGCAAGAGUACUGCUGGAAGCUCCGCUGCCACGAAGGAGCUUCCACCUCGUAUCCCUACUCCGCCGCCUGCUGACCCGAGAUGGCCCCUCUUCAUGGGCGCGCUUAGCGACCCAGAGAUUGAAGACCUCAUGGACAAGUUAGGAGACGACGAUCAACGUGUAGGGGAAGAUCUGCCUCCUUUGUUUACCGGUGUGCGUGAGGAAGAUAUUCCCAUCAUCCAGGCGUUCCGGAGAUUCAAUCUCCACAAGAAUGAUUCCUCUGAGGACAUUCCUCUGCCUGAGUCUGGGACCGAUCGAAUUGCGUAUACCUCGAAGCAGACUAACAUAUCACAGGAUAAGCCCCUCCCUUCCCUUCCCAUAAAGAAGCCUCUCCCAGCCCUACCCACUGACAAGGCUCUUCCCGACAAAUCCCUCCUCCCCCUGCCACCUCUUUCACGUCCCUCAAGCCCAAAUCCCUCAUCUGUGCGUGUGUCGACUUUCAAAUCAGGAAAGAAGCUUAAAGUCAGAUGGGCAGACUGUGUACCAAGCAAACAUGCUAACAUUGAACAGGGGACGGAUAAGGCUGACCUGCGUUCGUCCGCGGCUGCUCGCCCAAAGCUUCCCGUUAAUGUCGACGUCAACCAGCAUACUCCUCGUCCCUCAGACACUAUUUAUGCUUAUGUUCAUUAUAAUGUUCCUCCGACCCCUCCUAAGCUUAAAAAGAAAGCGGGAGUCGAUGACUUGCGCAAGGCUCGAGAGUGUGGUGGUUGA
Molecule: messenger RNA, 1215 nt
Organism: Penicillium samsonianum
Lineage: Eukaryota; Fungi; Ascomycota; Eurotiomycetes; Eurotiales; Aspergillaceae
Exons: 1
Coding region: 1-1215 (404 amino acids)
Source: RefSeq, a predicted model, not a curated record